ACACUUCCCCGAGGGUGGGGAGGGAGCGCAGGAGGCAGGGAAAAGGGGGCGCGCCCCCUUCGCCCAGCGCGCCACGGGCUUUAGCGAGCAGCCUCGCAACUGCGACAAAGCGACCCUGCUCGGAAAGCGGACCGGACCCCCCGACGGCCGCCGCUCGGAUGGAAACUUAGGAAGGGAGGGCGGAAGCCCCGGACUCGGCCGAGAACGAGCGAGGCGCCGCGUCGGCGUCAUGCUAUGGAGAGCAGGGGUCCCGCGGUGCUGGGCUUGGGGCAACUGCUAGCUUCCUUCGGCGAGCGCCCGGCGGCUGAGGAGGUCGCCUCGGCCGCGCCAUGGCGAGCGCCGGGCAGCGCGGAGGCGGGAGGAGGAGGCGGCGGCGGCGGCAGCAGCGUCGUCGAGCGGGACUGCGCGGGGGAGAAGAAGAAGGAGCUUCCCGAGGAGGCGCUGCUGGAGUUGCGCCGCCGCCGCGGGCGCUCGCUCUCCCUGCCCGCCAGCCCGACGCUGGCGGCCGCGCGGCUCUUUCCGCGGGGCCGCCUCGAGGGGGACAGUGACGGCGACCAGGACGACGACGAGGACGGAGGGGGGCCGUCGGCGUCGGGGGGCGGCAGCGGCAACUGCUGCACCAAGUGCAAGAAGCGGGUGCAGUUCGCCGACUCGCUGGGCUUGUGCCUGGCCAGCGUGAAGCACUUCAGCGCCGCCGAGGAGCCGCAGGUGCCGCCCGCCGUCCUGUCCCGCCUGCAGAGCUUCCCCAUGCGCCAGAAGGACUUCGAGGAGUUCAGCGCCGCCCUGGCGGGCCUGGGCGCUUGCGCCGCGCCGGCCUUGCGCCCGCUGCACUUGCCUCAGGCGCUCCAGUUGGCGCCGCCGCCGCCGCCCGACGGGCCCGGGCGGCUGCAGGGCCAGCGCGUGUGCCUGGAGGAGGCGACGGGCACGGCUCUGGCCGGGGCCCCCACAGACGUGCGCGGCGUGGUGAGGGUGCUCAGCUGCCCGGGCCCCAAAGAAGUGACGGUGCGCUACACGUUCAACGAGUGGCUCUCCUUCUUGGACACCCCCGCGGCGCCGCUGCCCCCGCCGCCGCCCGCGGACCCCCCGGAGCCCUGCAGCCCCGUCGAGCGCUACCAGUUCACCCUGUGCCUCCCGCCCGGUCUGCAAGAGGGCACGGCCGUGCAUUUCGCCAUCUGCUACCGCAGCCAGCAGGGCGAGUACUGGGAUAACAACGGCGGGGCCAAUUACACCCUUAGCAGCCCGGAAAAAUCCGCGCCUCCCUUUUAUUGACACCGACCAGGCGCCCGUCAGCUUGCCUUCCUGGGUUGCCAGAGAACCUCGGAGCGAGGAGCCAGCUGUGCUUUGCCUCGCACCGCGUGCUUUACAGCCUUCCGAGCCCCGCGACCUCCAAGAACUGCCAUCACCUUGCCUUAGUGCCUUCCACCCCAAUCCUUUGGAAAGCGGAUCGGGGUGGCCAACCGUGCCUUUGCACUUACCUUAGCCUCGCUGCAGCCAGCCUAGUUCAAGUUGGAGCAAAGGAGAAGCCUUGUAGGGCAUCAAGUGAGAAGGAAAUGUGGAAAUCAGGGCCUGACAAUGGGAGAGAGAAGGACAAAGCAGCAACCUGAAUGUUACCUGCUUUCUGCUCCAGGCAAACACUGAUAUGACCUGGUGUCUAUAACUGGGGGAGUGACUGAUGCUGUGAAACAUCCCUUUUUGUGGGGGGAAGUAUGCCCCUCUGGAGCUAGAGAGUGGAGUUUGCUGUUCUGGAAGCUUGCAAGAGGUGUGGUGGGGAGUGGGGGACCAUUUCUGACCUGUGCCUUUCAUUAUUCCUGUACAGGAAAUGACCUGUGAAAGCCAAGAAGGAUGCAAUUGAAUUACAGAAGUCUCUCUGAGAACCAAGCAAACAGAGCUGUUCAAAAUACACAUGCACGGCUGAGUACUUCCCUGUUAUAACUUGAAUACCGAGCCUUUUCUUUACACUAAUAAACUAGAGGCACUUUGUCUUCCACCAAAGGGAUAAUGUGCUCUUAUUUCUGUAACACAGAUGGGGAAGGACCUUUUGGCAGAAAUCUUAACAGAUAUUGGCCAAGGGCUUGAUGAAGAGGAGUUGUGGUUUUUUUGGUCUGUUUUUGAAAAAGGGAACGUUUGUGGCUACUUGUUUGUUGUUUUUGUUUGCACUGGUGAUUUAGUCUUGGUUCCAGUCACAUAGCAUGUUAAGAAAUUAUCACUUAAAGCAUAUCAUCACAUGUGGGCUUUCAAGGUCUAAGGAGGUGUGAAAUGUCUGUCUACUAGAAAAUCCACACUGGGAUGUAAUAGCCCUUUAGGAAAGGUGUUUAGAGUUCUGUGACCAAAUGAAAAUGAACUUGCUGUAGCUGUGUAGAAGAGGGAAUUUCGGCAGGUUUGGGUUUUCCUGCUGAAAUUCAUCCUUCUCCACAACUAUUGGAAGUUCUGGAGCCCCGCCUUCCUUUGCAUCCAAUCCCGCUUAUGUUUGCUCCCUGCUUCUGGCUGGAUUGUAGCUGCUGCCAACACACAGAAUUAAGCUUUUUGCAAACUGUGGACACACACUUCAGGGUUUUGCAAAAGUUGAUGCAUGCAUGUGGUAGCGGCAGCUACAUGUAUCUAGCUGGUAGUGAGGAAGGCAAGCAGGAUUAAAUAAUAAUAAUCCUUAGCUGGACUACUGCAUAGCUGUUGUGUGGAUCAUCAUCCUUGGUGUGUGCCGAUUGACUACUAGGUGCUUUAAAACGUAAACCCAUUCAGUAUUCCUGAAGCUUCUCUUGAGAUGACAUACCUGUGGCAGUAGCUGCUGAGAGAGCAAGCAACUUUCUUGUGUGAUCCACUUCCUCUGGAUGUCCCAUCUCUGUAACUUGGUUGAGUCCUUUGAAGGGCCUCUUACUUUGAAACUUAAUGCACUUUUACAACCCUAAAUGGUUAAAAAAAAAACAAAAAUCACAAAAGCUAGCUGCAGCCUUGCUACAACUCAGGCUGUGAAGUGUUUAGUAGGAGCAAUCAUUCUGGGAAAUUAGCUGCUAAAACAGGAACAACUUGAUGACCACUUAAUUGGUGUCUUUGGGACUACUAUUAACUAAAGUGGCCGCUGAAUAGCACCUUUAGAAGCCUGUCUAGCAGUCAAAUUGUAUUAAGGUCUCCUCUCCAGUCAUGAUAAAAUGGUCUAAUGACCAAAAGUGACAAUUAAUUGAAUUGCCUUUCAAGGGCAAACUCAUUUCUUAGCAUGCUCUUUCUUACAGUAUUCACUUUCUAAAACUUGGAAUGGUAGGCUCUUUCCUGCCUGGGAUUUGGGGAAAAUAUUGCUGGCACCACUUCCGAUUUUUGUACUUUUCUUCACCCUUCAUAAGGGUGUCAACCUUAGCCUUCUUUUCUCAAGUAAGGUGACUCAGUAGGUCAGUAGUAUGAAACAUCUGCCAUGUUGAGGGAUCCUGUAUGGGUUUGUAUGAAUGCAAUAGACUGGCAUACCCUCCAAGGUGAAGGGAGAUGUGAGCAGGGGUAAGCUUUGCAGAGCCAUAUUGGGGUUUAUAUAUGCCUCACUUUGUCCAGUUGUAGCACUGUGCAACCACAACUUAUAUAAUGAAGCAUCACCUUAAAGGUUGCUUUAGGAAUGUAUCUCUAGGAGAUUAAGGGGCACUUAGCAUUGUAAUGAACAUGGGGUUUGUGGUGUGCACACAUCAGUCUAAAGGUCUCGCCCAGGCAUGGUUCCCAAGCGCCACACAUGCAGCGUGUUUUCAGAAGCUUGUCCCUAUUUACGUUAUAUUUCCAUGACACUGCUCUUCCCUGUUGUGUAUGUAGCAGUUGAGAAUUCCUUAGCUCAGUGGUACGCAAUUGGUGACCUGUGGACCCCAAGAGGUCCACUUAACCCACCCAGGGUGUGGUUUGUGGCACCAUUCACAUAACUAAACCUAUCACAGAGGUAUCAAAAUUUUUAAAAGUAAGGGGUCCAUGGCUUGGCUUUUGAAAAACAGGCGGUCCACAGUACUUAGUUGAUUCAGAACCAUUGCCAUAACUGCUUCUUGGUGCACUAGCUAUGCAGAACAUAAUCCUUCUGCGCUUAAUAUAACAUUACAAAAUAAUAAUUUGGAUUCUUGUUUGGAAAUUUUAUGAUGUGUUUAUAAAGUGUUAAAUGGCUGCUCUUCCCCCUUCAUUUUUUAAACAGAGAAGCUGACUGUGACUCCUACUGUAACCUUGGACUCUGCAGUUGAUAACUGUUGGGGACAAAAGUUAAAAUGUAGUUGAAGCCUUCUUGUUGCAGGGCAGUGGGACAGAAGUGUAGGGUAUCUCUGUGUACAUGCCAAGAGCAACACUGCCUUUCAGUGUACUUCGAAAAAUACUGUUUUCCUUCAGCUAGAGUAGCAGUUUUCUCAACAUUUUGGAAGAACUUGUUCUGGUCACUUUUUGAAAAUAAAAUAAAAUACUAUAUUGCAGAUGCAGAGAAACCCUGUGGGGUUUCUAUUUUUCUUUUAAAACUGGUUUCCAAAAUGUAUUAAAUUAAACGUAGCAAUGAAUAAGCAAGCACGAGUGCACAAAUUCUCCUGAACACCACACGUUCCUUUUCCUUGGAUAAAAAACUGAUGCCAUGUCAAAGAGCCCGCAGUGAGUCAUAAUGCGGUCAGCAUAAACUUUGACGCUCCUACCACCUUAAGUGGUAAAGAUGCUAGGUUGUGGGGGAUGGGGGAAAAUAUAUAUUUUCCCAUGGGAUAAUUUUUUUGUAUACCUGAGAGCCAGUGGAAGACAUAGGUGAGUGUUUUGGUUAGGAAAUGUGAUACCUUUUUUAAAAAAACCCCACAGGGCUUGAAUAAGCACUUUUAGAAAUGUAAAAUUAGGUAGCCUUUGACUUCUUGCCAGCUCAGGUGACUUAGGGUGCCUUUUCCUCUGCCCCCCCCCCCCAGGUUUAUUUCCAUAAACUAUUGGGGGGGGGGGAGAAACUACCGGUAGUUCUUGCCUGAGAUAUUCAGAGGGAAUGAACAGAGCUGUUAGCCGAUAUGUCAGAACUGCAUACUGUCUUGAACAAGAUCAUUCUCAGCAAGCAAGGAGCAAAUCUCUAGCAUGCUAUUCUGGCAAAAACUGGUAAGAACUGGUUUUGCACACUGUGGAGUUCCUCCUGUAUUUGCUGUGAAUAAUCUUGUUGGAACAGCAUUCAGAGGAGACCGAGUUCCCGGAGAUAUCUGGAAUUGUGCAGAGUAUUCUAAAUAUGGAUUGCAUUCUGCGUGUAAAUGAUCACCCUCUCCUUCCAGAGGAAUGUCAAAUAUGCUUCUGUUUUUAGUGCCUUUAGAGGAAUAUGGGGAAGGGUGAGUUGGGUGGGUGAGUUUUUUUGUUUCUGUUAGACGUGUUGGAGGAAUUCUCUCGGAUGCUUUAAUAAGCAAGAAUUGUAAACCUUGAUGAAUAAAAAUGCCUUUUCCUGUGAGUUAAUGAGCUUGUUUGUCUGCUACAUACGACUACAUCCAUUUUUGUUUUCAGUGUAAUCUUUCUUGUGUGUAUAUCUAUCCCAUAACUGCUGUACAAACAUAACCAGAUUGUAGAGGAGAGGAGAGGAGAUUUUCAAGCACCACAACCCUUUGUUCAAUAAAAGACUUAUUGGGUUGGCAGCCUUAGAUGUUUCUUUUAAAUGGGACUCAAAUUAAGCAAAGGUUUUGUUUGCUUUCAUUUGCUUUUACCUAAGAUGGUUGGUUCUUAUUUUCUUAAGUUAGGACUUUGGUGUUAACAGAUGUUGAGACAUAGAAUGAAAUAAUGUGACCAAUAAACUUCUGCCCCUUCUCUAUGCCCGAGUUUGCCAAAUUUCCCAAACAUACUGUCUAGUUCCUAAAAGUACAUCUCAAGCUCUUUGACUCUUCUGAAAUUUGGAGAUUUUAAAGAAGUUAACUCUUAAAUGUUUAGACUCAUUUAAUGUUUUCCUCUUUUUUGGCAGGUACAGUUCCAGAUGUCUGCAUUUUGAGUGCUAGCAGAGCUUACUCUCAACUUUGCUAGUGUGUACCAGGUCUGGAAACAAUAAGAGAUUCUGCAGCCAUCUGGAUUAAAAUAAGAAAGAAAAGGAAAAUGUGUAUUAAGCCAAAACAAAUAUUGUAUAUUAAAACUUCAGUCUGGGUUCUA
Messenger RNA from Podarcis lilfordi (Lilford's wall lizard), 6075 nucleotides. Lineage: Eukaryota; Metazoa; Chordata; Lepidosauria; Squamata; Lacertidae. The record is from the annotation of a GenBank genome assembly.